Eptesicus fuscus (big brown bat) is the source of this 1768-nucleotide messenger RNA. RefSeq names its product calcium-binding mitochondrial carrier protein SCaMC-1-like. The record is from RefSeq and is a predicted model, not a curated record. The coding region runs from base 66 to 362 and encodes 98 amino acids. The transcript is spliced from 2 exons. Gene Ontology annotation, molecular function: calcium ion binding. NCBI's taxonomy places the organism in Eukaryota, Metazoa, Chordata, Mammalia, Chiroptera, Vespertilionidae.
CCAGGCCCCGGCAGCCUGUGCGGGAUCCCCCGGUGCUCUCGCUCGGCGCCCGCGCCCCCGGGACCAUGCUGCGCUGGCUGCGGGGCUGGGUGCUGCCCGCGGCCGCCUGCCAGGACGCGGGGCCGCCGGGGCGCUACGAGACGCUGUUCCGGCAGCUGGACCGCAACGGGGACGGCGUGGUGGACAUCGGCGAGCUGCAUGAGGGGCUGCAGAACCUGGGCAUCCCCCUGGGCCAGGACGCCGAGGAGGUGAACUCAGUGCAGCGAACCCUCGCCCACUGGACCGCAGUUCUUUCGGUCGGAACGCAUCCCAGGGCCUGUCCCUGCCUUUCUGCGCCUUUGCAAACAUUUACGCAAACUUGAACUUGUUAGCUCUCAGGUGUCAGUGGGCCCCCGAUCCUGUAAAAAGCUCACAUUUUGUAUCUCUUCCAAGUUGCUUCCAUCACCAGCUAGUUUUGCCUACAGUUUCAGAUCUGUUUGAAAACAAAUUGUUAAUGUGAAAACAUUCUAACCUGUAAAGAAUUGUUGUGAGUUUAUUUGAGCCAAACUGUCGAUAAUUGUCGGGAACAGAAUCUCAACAGAUUGGGAUAGUGCUUCAGAGAACGGCAGUCUCUCAUCUAUUCUUACACAUUGCAGUGAAAGGAGGGGACGCAGGUGGGCGACAUGAAAUCCAUUGGAGAUAAACUAGAGAGGUGGGAGAAAGCAAAAGGGAGGGCGGGAAACCCCUGGGAUUGGAUAAGAAAUAAAAUGAUAGACACAUACUCAGGUGGGUGCAGGAACAAUGAACAUGUUAACAAGGAAGGGAUUUGUGGUCUCUGUCCUGGUGCCCAGGCACAUUAGCUUGUGCCCCAGGGGGUCUGGAAAAAGGGAAGUUACAAGUUACCCAGACAUUUCAAGGGUGUGUUAUCGUAGGUGCAAAAAGACAGAUGGGCUCAGUUCAGGUAAAGGCUGACCUCGUCAGUGAAGAUACCGGCCUAGGAUGUGACUGCCCACCAUCACUGCGUUUAGUUAAAGUUUAAUUUCAGACCAUCCUUUGUGGUGACUUUAGGGCUCUGAGUUUGUAAGACCGCCAUGCAGGCCUCCCCUGAGCUUGUCAGGUCAGCAUGUGGCCCCUUCUGUCCACAAAGUCUUGGCCAAAUAUGGUGAUGGAAGAUGAUUUGACUUCGGGUGGUGGGCACGCAAUGCAAUAUACAGAGCAUGUAUCAUAGAAAUGUGCACUUGAAACGUAUAUGAUCUUAUUAACCAAUGUCACCCCAGUAAGUUUAGUUUAAAAAAAGAAAAAGAAAACCAAUCUUAUGUUUUCCCCAACUUCCUGUUGAGGAGCAGGGGCGACAUUCCAUUGAUUGACAUGGAGGGGUUGGCCUUCUCUGAGUCACUUUAAUUGUGUGCUGAAGUUCAUCCCGCCCUUUAGCCGGAGGAGGUGUUUGGAACCUCUCCAACCCACUGCAACCUAAGAGGACACUUUGGCAUCCCUGUCCCAAGGGGGAAAGUGAUUCAACCACAAGAGCCGACAACUGUUGUAUAGUUUUGUAUUUUGAGCUACUCAUUCAAUGUCUGUAGGGACUGGCCUCCUCAGCUACUGUUUGGUCCUGAGUCAGAUUCAGGAGGUUACAUUUUUAGGAAACAGCCCUUUUUGUCCAAGGUCCAUAAUAUUCACUUAUUCUUUUUAAAAAGUUCUGACUAUCUGUAGUUUUGUUCCCAAUGUCAUUGCUGGUCCCUUUUGCUGAUAGUCUCUGGUUUUUAUUUUCUUCCCUUAAUUUCUGUUUAUU